This is a messenger RNA of Limulus polyphemus (Atlantic horseshoe crab), 4225 nucleotides long. RefSeq names its product fanconi-associated nuclease 1-like. Gene Ontology annotation, molecular function: 5'-3' exonuclease activity; flap-structured DNA binding; 5'-flap endonuclease activity. The transcript is spliced from 15 exons. Gene Ontology annotation, cellular component: nucleus. The coding region runs from base 1643 to 3679 and encodes 678 amino acids. The record is from RefSeq and is a predicted model, not a curated record. NCBI's taxonomy places the organism in Eukaryota, Metazoa, Arthropoda, Merostomata, Xiphosura, Limulidae. Gene Ontology annotation, biological process: interstrand cross-link repair.
UGAACUGGAAACGCGGGGGAAUUAACUUUAAAGUUUAAAUGAUGCAGUACAUUGUACUUAUAAGUUAAAUAAUGAGGGUUAUAGUGUUAUCCUAGUUAAUUAUUAAUAAUUAUAAAGGUUAGCUGGUGUUUGAUUAAGCGUUAAGAUUGGAUUAGCAAAACGUCAAUAAAAGACUUAAAAGCAUUUGAUUGUGUACUACUAGUACUAAGUACAGUGUACAACCUGGAGUACACUAUAACUUAUAAGUUAUAUUUAUAAAUAUACUUUAUAAACUCAGAUACUGAUAUACUUUGCUAUUCUUACCCAGUUAAUGUUCCAGAUAUUCUGUUACAACUUACACUGUUGCAGUGUUAGCUUUUUCAGAUUGAUUUCGCUUUAGCAUGUUAGUUUUAUAGACUAUUUUCUAAACUUAACUUUAAAUUUUUCCAUUAAUGUUACACUUAUAGGAUGAAAUGUAGUAAUUGGUAUAACACUGGGAGUAGCCUGGUUAUUAUAAAUGUGUAAGCUUUUUAUUUAAUUUUCCAUCGUUAUGUAUGAAGAGAAAAAAUAAAAGCCUAGGCUUAAAAACUGGUACUAAGUGAUUAAGUGACUUAAGUUAUGAAAAUAUAGUAAUAUUAAAAGGACAAUUUGUAUUUUUAAUGAGUUAUGUAUACAACUUGUAAGUUGUAGUAAUACACAUACUAGUAUUAGUAAUAGGUGUAGUACUUUGCAGUAUUAGUAGCAGUGGAUUAGUGACACCAAUUGAUUUUAUGCAACUUUUUUUAGAAGUAAGCCUUUAACUUAAAAUAUUGUGUAUUAUAUUUUAAGUAUACUUUAGAGCUUAAUCUAAUGUAAUUCAGUUUGUGCUUUAUAAUAAUUUAUAUGACUGUUCUGUUUUCUUAACUCUUGAGUUUUGGGGGCAUAUUGUUUUCCAUUUUUGUAAUAAUAAUAAUAAAUAAUUUUGAUAUGACACCAACAAAAAAAAGUUGUACAAUCAUAAGUUUAUUAAGAAAGCAAGGAGAAAGAAAAAAAAGAUUGAUAAAAUGCCCUGGCUGUGAAAUGGAGAUUAUAGAAAAUGCAUUGAAUUUUCACUUGGAUAAUGAUUGUUCUUCAAAGCAAGCAGCUGAGCCUGAAGGAACUUCUUUAGCUAUGAGAAACAGUGAAGAGGAAAUGACUAAUUGUAGUAAGCAGUAUGAAUUAAAUCAUGAACAAUUUCAAACAGCAAUAGUGGGUCAUACAGCAAAAAAUACUUUAGCUACGUUGUCACCUAAACAGAAAUGUGGAACAGCUUCAACCUCAACAUUGUCCUCUUUUAAUCUUAGUUUGUCAAAAAAGAGACUCCUAUCUCAAAACAAACAUAAAUUCAGUAAAAAAGUUAGACCUACUAGUGGAAAUGAUGAUAAAGUGUUGGAGGAACAGCCUCAGCAUUUCAUAUCAACAGAGUCUUCCAAAGCUAUGUGCAAGAAUAUAGAUAAUGAUUCUGUAAAAUUAAGUGUUUUUUAUUCAGAAACUGGUUCUCAUUCUGAAAAAACAGAACCAUGUGAAAGGAGUUUGAAUCAGAAACUUGUAAAUGAAUUUGAUUCAAAACCAGAAAUUGGUGACAACACUAAGCGAGACCAUGAAAUCAAUGUUGAACCUCUUCAAAACUGUUCUGAUAUAAAAAAUGUUAAUAAAGGAAAAAUUAACAAUGGUCCAGAGAGCUCAGAAGACACAGAGGCUCUUAAAACAAGAAAAGAACAGUGUUCCUUAUUAUCUCAAGAAUUUUCUACACAUUAUUGAAUAUGUUUUAAGUCAGAAGGAUGACCAAAAGCUGUUUAAUGAAGAUGAUAUGACUCAUAUAAGAAGUUUUCAACAGUUAACAGAAGCUGGUCAAAAGUUAUAUGUACGAUUGUUCCAACGUAAGCAUAAGUGGAUAAGGCCACAGAAAAUAGAAUACCCAGAAAUAGCUGAAAACAUUCUUCCCAUUUUAGAAGAACUAGUAAAGGCUCAGCUUCUACAUAACGUAAAUGACUUAGAAGAACUAGAAGAAGCAUUAAAUUUACUGAAUCCAUUGGAGCUGAAAACUCUUUGCAAGACAUUGGGCGUUGGCUCAGGUACGAAAGGAAAGAAAGAAACAAUUGUAGUUAUCCUGAAGCAUGGAAGAGAACAUAAGUCUGUAUUCCAGUCCAAGUUUUCUCCCAAUAUCACUGGAGUAAUCAUGAAGAAAGCUCGUCAGGCAGUUGGGAUCUGCUUCAAACUGACCGUAAUUCCACGACGUGUGUUUACAAGAAUUUUGAUGCUUUUCUCUCUCCCUGCAGCCGCUGAAGAUGAAGAUGAUGCCAGUGGAGGACAACAACAACAGUUGGUUACUUUGCUGUUAGUAAACCGAGGCCAACUGGUUUUUCCCACAACAACCAUACGCAGAGUAGCUAUUUUGUUUGAAACUCGUGAAGAUUUAAUCAGGUACGAAGUGGCGAGGCAGCUAGAGGGAGAUUUACUUUCUUCAGUUGAGGCUAAGGACUAUGAAAUGGCUCAUCAACUAUUCUUGAAUGUGAAAGAAAUGUACUUCCACUACUGCAGUCAAGGGCAACCUGAGAAGGACAAAAUUCUUCCCACCUUCCUACGUUGUUUCACUGCCGGCCAUGUUUACGUUCGGUGUCUGAGCCGUGGUGUGGAAAUACUGCAAAAACUAAGAAGAUACAAGGAUGCCGUAGAUCUGCUGCAAACACUAGUUGAUCAAAAGGAGUAUUGUCUAGACUACAGAGGGCGAUGGUAUGAUAGAAUUGCUUUAAAUUCAGAUCAGCAUUUAAAACAGCCUGAAAAAGCUUUUUCUGUGAUUAAAACUGCACUCUCAGAUGUUUUUGUGAGAACUGGCCACAAGUUUGCUCUUUUCUCUCGAGCCCAGAAAAUUUGUUCUUCCUCUUCCAACAAAAAGCUAGGACUAAAAUUGGAAGAGCUGCCAGAGAUAUUGUCAGUUCAAGAAGCUCCCAAGGUGGUGAUUCAAGGUCGGCUGUUUCCUCGUGCAUUACCUGGAUAUAAAACUGUCUUUAUUUCCAUGGAUUCUGCUGAAUCAAGUAGUGUUGGGGAUGUUGUCAUUGUUGGAGUUGAGGAAUUAGCUCUACAACAUUAUAAGCAACAAGGCUUUACUCAGGGCAUUCAUGGAGAAGGAUCAACAUUUUCAAUGCUGUUUUGUUUGUUAUUCUGGGAUAUUAUUUAUGAGUUAGAGGUUGACGAUGUUUUCCGUACACCAUAUCAAAGCUACCCGUUGGACUUAAAUUCAGACCAUUUUUAUAUGCAUAGGAUGAUUGAAAUUCAAGAAAGACUUCAAGAAAUAAAAAAUUGUACAAUAGAGGAGCUACAAAGUAGAAUUGAUCAAAGUUGGCAAGCUCAUCACGGAAAAGUGUGUUUAGUCAACUGGGAUAGAUUUGGCAGCUCGGAUGAUGUGCAGGGUUUAAUAAAGUGUAUAGGAAAUGAACUGGUUAGUGGAAUCUGCCAACGACUUGUACAAGAUUAUCGUCAUUGUAGAAGUGGUGUUCCUGACUUGGUUGUGUGGAACCCAGAAUUUUGUACAGUAAAGUUUGUGGAAGUGAAGGGGCCCGGAGAUCGUUUGUCUCCUAAGCAAGUGAUGUGGUUAGAUUACUUGUUGUCACUAGGUGCCUCUACUGAAGUUUGUCACGUGGAAGGUGUUGGUUGCAGAAAACUUCAGAAGGCUGAAAGCUGAAUUGAUUGUAUUCUUCAAGAAAGAAAGUUAUUGUUCUUCAAGUAAACAGAAUAUAUAUAUAAUUCUAGUAAUAAAGUAUAGUGUGAAAUAUUGAUUGAAAUUAAAUGCACUUUGCUUAGUGAUAUGCUUACUUUUAUUAAAUAAUAUAUUGUACAGCAGUUGAAAGUGUAAAUAACAUUUAUGAGAUGUAUGGUUGUAGUAAAGUAAUGCUGGCUUAACAGCACUGCUUGAAUGUUAUUUAGCUUUCAGUUCGGGAUGAAUUAUUAAAAUUGAUACCAUAUUUGAUCUGUGUAUGUUUACAAUUUUAUUAAUAUUAUAAGAGAACAAAGAAGCUACUGUAAAAUCUGUGUGAAACAAAAAGAAAAAAGGUGUCUGUUUUACCUAAACAAAGUUCAUUUGAUCCUGCUUGUGUCUCUUUCGUUAGAAAUAGUUAUCAGUUUCUUUAUGAUGCUGUUGGUUAACUAGCUUGGUAUUUUUACAAUGUAUAUAUAACAAAAUGUUAGUUCAUUUUGGCAAAUUACUUGUAAUUCUUUAUUCAUUCAUGAA